UCCACCAAACUUAUUUAGUGGUGGAACUCAUUGUUGGGCAUCUUGAAAUGGAAUGUGUUGAAACCCUGAUUGCAAAUUGAUGUAUCAUUCUAUGACUCGACAGAUUAAGAUAAGAGAUCUUUUGGUUUAUAAUUGUUUGCCUUUCCAAAAUUUGUGACUAGUUGGAAUUGCAUAUUUUUGACCAUUGAGUUAGUCUGUUGGGCAUCUUGGUUCUGAUUUGUGCCGAGGCAUCUUGGAGUUUGCCGAGGAACGCCCUCUUGGCAAGUCUGGCUUACAGUGGCUCAAGAUACAUAUGGCGAAUUUCUAUGCUGGUGGUGUGGACAAGUUUUCCUACGAGGGUCAAAUUGCAUUUACUGAGAAUCAUUUGGAUGAUAUCUUCGAUUCAGCAGACAGACCUCUCGAAGGAAGGCGCUGGUGGUUGGGCGCAGAGGAUCCGUUUCAAUGCUUGGCAACAUGUAUUAAUCUUGCUGAAGCAUUGAGAAGCUCCUCUCCAGAGACUACUAUUUCAUACAUGCCUGUCCACCAGGAUGGUUCAUGUAAUGGCCUACAACACUACGCUGCCCUUGGGAGGGAUAAGUUAGGAGCAGCUGCAGUCAAUCUUGUUGCAGGAGAGAAGCCUGCAGAUGUUUACUCGGGGAAUUGCUUCUAG
Molecule: messenger RNA, 649 nt
Organism: Camellia sinensis
Lineage: Eukaryota; Viridiplantae; Streptophyta; Magnoliopsida; Ericales; Theaceae
Source: RefSeq, a predicted model, not a curated record